AUGGUGCUGAGGGAUCUUCCGGUGGAACACGCCACGCGGCCUCUGGGCAGGAACGAGGUGGUGGGGCUCCUGUUCCGCCUGACCAUCUUCGGCGCAAUCACCUACUUCACCGUCAAGUGGAUGGUGGACGCCAUCGACCCCACGCGCAAGCAGAAGAUGGAAGCGCAGAAACAAGCAGAGAAACUGAUGCGGCAGAUCGGCGUCAAAGACGUCAAGCUGUCCGAGUACGAGAUGAGCAUCGCCGCCCACUUGGUGGACCCCCUCAGCAUGCAGAUGUCGUGGCGCGACAUUGGCGGUCUAGACGAGGUCAUCGCCGAGCUGCAGGAGACCGUCAUCAUGCCCGUCCAAAAGCGACAUCUCUUCCAAGCCUCCAGACUGCUGCAGCCCCCCAAAGGGGUCCUGCUCUACGGGCCGCCCGGGUGCGGGAAGACGCUGAUCGCCAAGGCGACGGCAAAGGAGGCGGGCUUCCGCUUCAUCAACCUGCAGCCCAGCACGCUGACGGACAAGUGGUACGGCGAGUCGCAGAAGCUGGCCGCCGCUGUCUUCUCCCUGGCCGUCAAACUGCAGCCCGCUGUCAUCUUCAUCGACGAGAUAGACUCGUUCCUGAGGAAUCGCUCAAGCUCUGACCACGAGGCCACGGCCAUGAUGAAGGCGCAGUUCAUGAGUCUGUGGGACGGCCUAGACACGGACCACCGCUGUCAGGUGAUCGUCAUGGGCGCCACCAACCGACCUCAAGAUCUGGACUCGGCCAUCUUGAGGAGGAUGCCCACCAGGUUCCACAUAAACCAGCCGAGUUUGCAUCAACGGGAGCAAAUCCUCAAACUCAUCCUGGAAAACGAGAGCGUGGACGAGUCGGUGGAGCUUUUAGAGAUCGCCAAGGAAACGGAGGGUUUCUCCGGCAGUGACCUUCGGGAAAUGUGCCGCGACAGCGCCCUGCUGUGCGUACGAGACUAUGUGCAUACUCGCGGCGGCGAUGACGACGGCCCGUCAGAGGAUUGCAUCCGUCCCAUUCACGCGUCUGAUCUUCAGAAGGCCAUCGCCAAGAUGAAGAAAUCCAAGAUGGCCGGGAAUCACGGUGCCCUGCUACACGCUGCUCUGGAUUAAACCCCAACCACGAUGGCCCCUCCUAAACCUCUGCGACGCCACCGCUCCGAUUUCCACCCAGUCGCUGUGUUCAAUGUUCCCGUGCCAAGAUUUCUGAUCGCCAAACAUGUUUAUGAUCAGUCCACCAAAUUUACAUUUUAAAGUUGUUUCCCUAACAUGACAAAACUGUCAAACAGUUUCUUGCAUUUCUAUAAUUGGUGUCUGGUAAGUGCAAAUGGAAAAAAACAAUUAAAAAAACACUUUUCAGAAAUGCUCAUUUGUUUCAACUUUUGGUAUUUCAAUUUUCUUUGACUUGUGUUUAUUUGUUUUUCUAAAAUUGUAAUUUAUUUCUGCUGUUGUUGAUUUGUUUUAUUGAAAUGCCACUUUAUUCGGUUUUGUGUCUCAUGGUCGCUCAUUUGUUUUCUUUUGGUUAUGGUCUGGAUGACUCCUACUGGUCAAACUGUGUAUAGCUGAUGAAGUUGAAGUUGAAAAACAAUGUUAGAAAUACCCAUUGUGUUAUGUUGUGGAAUUUAAUUCAAUUUAAAAUAAAGCUGUGGGUGAAAGUUUCA
Syngnathus acus (greater pipefish) is the source of this 1652-nucleotide messenger RNA. It is a transcript of the gene atad1b, whose product is annotated as ATPase family AAA domain containing 1b. The record is from RefSeq and is a predicted model, not a curated record. Gene Ontology annotation, cellular component: mitochondrial outer membrane. Bases 1 to 1104 code for a protein of 367 amino acids. NCBI's taxonomy places the organism in Eukaryota, Metazoa, Chordata, Actinopteri, Syngnathiformes, Syngnathidae. Gene Ontology annotation, molecular function: ATP hydrolysis activity; ATP binding. The transcript is spliced from 9 exons.